AUGGAAAAUGGCAAACUUUUUCAUAUAAUAUUGAUCUCAUUUUCACUCAUAAUAAUUGCAACUCCAUGUGCACAUGGUUGGGGCUACGAAGGCCACACAGCCGUGUGCAGAAUCGCACAGGCGAGAUUGAGCAAAGCAGCGGCAGCAGUAGUUAAGAAACUGCUGCCGGCCUAUGCAAACGGCAAUUUAGGAGCGCUGUGCCCGUGGGCCGACACAGUCAAGUUCCGUUACCCGUGGUCGCGGCCGCUGCAUUUCAUCAACACCCCUGAUCACCUCUGCUCCUACUCAUAUGCCAGGGAUUGUAUAGAUAAAAGUGGAGAAAAAGGCUUUUGCUUGGCAGGAGCAAUCAACAACUAUACUAAUGAGCUACUGGACUACAAUAAGAAGAAGCAACAAUAUAAUCUAACAGAAUCGUUGCUGUUCGCCUCACAUUUUAUGGGAGACAUUCAUCAGCCGUUGCAUGUUGGAUUUACCUCAGACAAAGGAGGUAACACCAUCAACGUGAAAUGGUUCAAAAGAACAACAGAAUUACAUCAUGUGUGGGAUACUGAUAUAAUUAAAAAAGCGCAAGGCAAAGGAGCCAAUGCUACAGAUAUGAAUGGUUUCAGCCAGUGGCGAAACCAAGUGAAAGGAUGGGUGUUUUGCACGCUGGGAUGUACAAAUUCGUAUGCAACAGAGAGCAUCACAGCAGCUUGUCAGUGGGCUUAUAAAGGAGUGCAAUCUGGUUCAACACUUGCAGAUACAAAUAUUGUUGCAGAUAAAUACUUCAACACACGAUUGCCUGUUGUGGAACUGCGAUUAGCUCAAGCAGGGGUUCGCCUUGCAUCAGCUCUAAAUCAGAUAUUUACAUGA
Molecule: messenger RNA, 852 nt
Organism: Salvia miltiorrhiza (redroot sage)
Lineage: Eukaryota; Viridiplantae; Streptophyta; Magnoliopsida; Lamiales; Lamiaceae
Product: endonuclease 2-like
Exons: 9
Coding region: 1-852 (283 amino acids)
Biological process (GO): DNA catabolic process
Molecular function (GO): endonuclease activity; nucleic acid binding
Source: RefSeq, a predicted model, not a curated record